Messenger RNA from Talaromyces amestolkiae, 1599 nucleotides. RefSeq lists its product as uncharacterized. Bases 1 to 1599 code for a protein of 532 amino acids. Gene Ontology annotation, biological process: carbohydrate transport; transmembrane transport. NCBI's taxonomy places the organism in Eukaryota, Fungi, Ascomycota, Eurotiomycetes, Eurotiales, Trichocomaceae. Gene Ontology annotation, cellular component: membrane. Gene Ontology annotation, molecular function: carbohydrate:proton symporter activity. The transcript has 3 exons. The record is from RefSeq and is a predicted model, not a curated record.
AUGGGUGGCAGCCGGAGUCCCUUGAACAUCUUUAAACUACGGAUCGGGGAUGAACCUAGGGAAGUCCUAAACUGGAGACUAUGGUUUGCCGUAUUUUCCUUUGGUAUUAUGGGUGCUGCUCGAGGUAUCGAUGAAGGGUUGAUAAGCGGUACACUGGAUUCUGCUGCUUUCAGAAAUGUUCUUCACCUUCCCAACGUUAACAGUUCCGAAUAUGCUCAAGUUAAGGCCACUAUUUCAUCCAUGGUAUCUAUUGGCAGUGUUGCCGGUGCGGGUCUACAGCUCUGUGUCGUCUGGAUUAUUGGAAUUGCCAUCUUCAUGUGCAACAACGGCAACCUAGGCAUGGUCUAUGCCGGUCGUUUUGUAGCUGGGCUCGGAAUCGGGCAAGCCUCUGUUGUCGCCCCCGUCUAUCUCUCGGAGAUUUCGCCGAAAUCCAUUCGAGGACUAUGCACAACGACGUUCGCUGGAUCCGUGUAUAUCGGCAUCAUGUUGGCGUACUUUGCUAGCUGGGGGUCCAGCUUGCAUAUAUCCGAUACUACGUCAAGACGAUGGUUGGUACCUACAAGCCUUCACCUUAUCUUCGCUACAAUCAUAGGGACCUUAUCGUUAUUCAACUAUGAGUCUCCCCGCUACUUGAUAAAGUGUGGAAAUGAUAGGCAAGCUACGGACAAUCUCUCGCGCAUCCGGAAUCUCCCACAAAAUCAUGAGGCCAUUGUAAGGGAAAUCUGCGAGAUACAAGCGCAGCUGGAAGAAGAAAGGACAGCGACUAUGGGAAGCGGCUUGUCUAGCAUUGUCCGGGAGAUGUUCGCCAUUCCGUCGAACCUUUAUCGCAUUUACCUUGGCUUCGCGGGUCAGUUACUGACUCAGUGGUGCGGUGCACAAUCAAUCACGGUAUACGCUCCGGACUUCUUUCUAUUGGCUGGAGUCAGUGGACAGAACGAGAAGUUAUUUGCGACUUGUAUUUUGGGCGUUGUCAAACUUCUCGGGGCUCUUCUCUGCGCCUUCUUCCUGGUCGAUAUCAUCGGCCGCAAACGAUCACUGGGAAUUGGCAUCACAAUCCAAACAAUCUCGAUGACAUAUAUUGCAAUCUUCCUCAGCAUAGUAGGCACUCCGAACCCGUCCUCAUUUACGCCGUCACAGAAGUCGGCUAGUAUUGGCGCCAUCUUCAUGAUCUAUCUGUGUAGUUUUGGCUGGGCGCUGGGGUGGAAUGGUAUUCAGUACCUUAUCAACGCCGAAAUAUACCCACUGCGAAUACGAGCAAUAUGUUCUUCACUCAUCAUGAUGCUUCAUUUUGCUAAUCAAUACGGUGCGAACCGGGCUGUGCCACUGAUGCUACUGCCAUUAUCGCAGGGAGGAAUGGGUCCGGCCGGCGCGUUCUGGUUCUUCGUUGCCAUAUCAGCCUUCAGUGCACUUUGGGCGUGGUUCUUUAUUCCAGAGACAUCGGGGCUCAGUUUGGAAUCUAUGGAUCACUUGUUUACGCUGCCCUGGUAUAAAAUUGGCCGAUAUGGGCAGAGCGAAGCUGAAGUGCUACAGCAAACUCAUGACGAGAAGCUUGAUGAGAUGGCUAAGAGAGCGGUGGCUGUUCAUGUGGAAAAAAUUUGA